AGUUGAAAGGUUGAACAACAGUCUAGUAUUUAGUACAGUAAACAUGCCCAAGUACCUUAUUUACUUUGCUCAAGCAUACCCGAAUUUCAGACAGGCUGAACUCGAAUCAUUAGCAGACUUACAUGGAGUUUCAAUCGAUUUGUCCCAUCAUGAUGAAUCGAAUCCAUUUGUCAUUGUAGAUUUGGAAAAUGAUGAAGAUGCAAAGAAAAUUAUGGCAAGAUCCAUUUUGGGUAGAGGAAUCUACGAACUUUGGGGUCAUGGAACAACCUUGGAAGAAUUGCACGAGUCAGUCAAGGCUACAUCCAGUGAUAAGUUCCCCUUAUAUGAGAAUAAUUCUUUCAAGUUUGAUUUCAUCGGAUAUAAAGGUACAAGAUCAGUCAAGGAAAGACUUGCCAUCAUAGAAUCCUUCCUGUUUGUAGCAUUCAAGGGCCCUAUUAGAAUGAAGAACCCAGACCAAGUUUUCACAGUAUUGGAAGAAUAUAAUGUCUUGGGAAGAGAAAAGGCAACCAGUCCACUUAACAUGUGGUUCGGUAGAGAGAUCCAAUUAAGUGCUAGAACAGAAAACAUUCUUGACAAGUAUGAUUUAAGACGUAGAAAGUAUAUCGGAACCACUUCAUUUGAUGCUGAAUUAUCAUUGGUUAGUUGUAAUAUCGGACAAGUUGGUCCAGGUAAGAUAACUUAUGAUCCAUUCACUGGUACUGGUUCCUUUUUGGUGGCUGCUGCAAACUUUGGAGGAUUACCUAUUGGUUCAGAUAUAGAUCCACGUAUACUACGUGGUAAGGGACAAAAUACUAUCCCUGCAAACUUUAAACAGUACAAAACCAGUUCUCAAUUUUUGGACAUUAUGACGAUGGAUUUUACAAACAAUGCCUUCCGUUCUGAUUUCACUAUAGAUACAAUUGUUUGUGACCCUCCAUAUGGGGUUAGAGAAGGGUUAAAAGUAUGUGGAGCCAAAGAUCCUGAAAAGGCAGCUGGUCGUGAAAAUGUAGUGAUUGAUGGAGAAAAGGCCCAUUUGAGAAAGGAUUUCAUUCAACCAAAGAAACCUUAUGAAUUAUCUAACUUGCUCCAUGACUUGCUUUCUUUCGCUGCAUUCAGACUCCCAGUUGGGGGUAGACUUGCAUUCUGGAUGCCUACAGCCAAUGAUGAUUUCGAAGUGAAUCUUCUUCCACAACACGAGAGAUUGGAAUUGAUAUACAAUUUGGAGCAGGAAUUCAACAAAUGGUCUAGAAGAUUGUUGGUGUACGUUAAAAGAGAUGAGACUUACAAGGGUCAAACCUUGAACGGAUUGAAGGUGAAUAAUAUUAAGAAUUUUAGAGAAAGAUAUUUCAAAGGGUUCAGUGAAAAAAGUAAAUAGAUGAUGGAGGAAAUAGGUAGACUGC
[Candida] anglica is the source of this 1379-nucleotide messenger RNA. NCBI's taxonomy places the organism in Eukaryota, Fungi, Ascomycota, Pichiomycetes, Serinales, Debaryomycetaceae. The record is from the annotation of a GenBank genome assembly.